Messenger RNA from Dromiciops gliroides (monito del monte), 3687 nucleotides. It is a transcript of the gene SH3BGRL, whose product is annotated as SH3 domain binding glutamate rich protein like. The record is from RefSeq and is a predicted model, not a curated record. The transcript is spliced from 4 exons. Gene Ontology annotation, cellular component: cytoplasm. Lineage: Eukaryota; Metazoa; Chordata; Mammalia; Microbiotheria; Microbiotheriidae. Bases 181 to 525 code for a protein of 114 amino acids.
GCCGGCGCGCACGGGGCCCUCUGCUCCGUCCCAGCAGUGCCUGCAGCCCUGCUCCUCCUCCUCCCUCUCCUCCUACUUCUACUCCUCCUCCUCCUCCUCCCUGCCACCGUCGCCGCCGCCCCAGGACUCAGCCGAGCCUCCCCUGAAGCCGCCGCCGUUCCCGCCGCCGCCGCUCUCAGGAUGGUGAUCCGCGUGUACAUCGCGUCCUCCUCCGGCUCCACCGCGAUUAAGAAGAAACAGCAAGAUGUUUUGGGCUUCUUGGAAGCAAACAAGAUAGGAUUUGAAGAGAAAGAUAUUGCAGCCAAUGAAGAGAAUCGGAAAUGGAUGCGUGAAAAUGUACCUGAAGAAAGUCGUCCAGCCACGGGGAACCCACUUCCCCCUCAGAUCUUCAAUGAGAGCCAGUACCGCGGGGACUAUGAUGCCUUCUUCGAAGCCAGAGAAAAUAAUGCAGUGUAUGCCUUUUUGGGCUUGACAGCCCCACCUGGGUCAAAGGAAGCCCAAGCACUGGCAAAGCAGCAAGCGUGAACCCUUCUGCCUUCUGGCCUCAUGCCUCCUGUCAAGGGAUUCGCCAUCGCAGUCGCUUUUCUAAAAUAGCAAAAUUAUCUUGGCUUCCAGAAAACAAUAGGCUUCAUGUCUACAGCAUCAAUUUGUUACUUGGUGUGCUCAGCGUCCAAACAAUAGCCAAUGGAAUACAUAAUUAAAAUGUGAAUGUUAUAUGGCUAGAGCUUAUGGGAGAUGAUUAUUGUAAAAUUACAAGGAGAUGUGAUGGAGUGGUAUUGUGAUCUGGCUGGGCAUCCGUGCCCCCCUCCUUUUGUAAUCGUCAUGCAAAAACCCUCUUUUUUAUAUUAUUAUUUUUAUUGUUACUGCAGCUUAAAUAGCUCUAGAGCUCCUGUUGUUAAGUGUAUGAGAAUCCAAAAUAAAAUGGGAGGGGAAGAGAAUCUGUCUAAUUCAUUUGAUGCCUCGGUGCCCUCCUGGAUUUGUCCAAGCAAGUACCCGUGUACAAUUUUGAUGUGUUUCUGUUGUGAUUUGUAAAGAAGCCAUAAGCAAUGUUUAUCAUUCAGCACUUGUCAUGAUGACUUAUGGCCAUUUCAAUAUUCUGCUUCUUUGGUAGAUGAAAACUGUGUACUGUGUGUGACACGUGCUCUUCGGGCUCCUCAUCAUAGUCUUGUGUUGCUCAUUUUGGUGAUCAACAGAAACAUUUUUCCCACUGAUAAGUCAGAAAAACAUUGAGGUGACAGGUCCCUUGUAUGACUACCCAACUGAGGCUUAAUCUUCUCUGUCAAGGUGUGCAAAGACUGGUCUGGGUCUUUGAGUCAACAUGGAUGCUGCAGAAUCCUUCAAUUACAUGGCUGAAAAUGGGCAGAAAAUCAUUGCCCAAGGAGCCUGAGUUUUCAUGGGAGGAGCUAAGAAGCAAAUGUUCUUCAGGUGAUAAUUGGUACUGUGGCUUUGUGGGUUGUUGUUUUUUCCCCUUCGAUUUUCAAAUGACACAUCAUCGUGGCACUAAGCCCCGGAAAUUGGCAAAUAGGAAUUAGAAACUCAACUGUGCAAAUGCAUUUUCUUAGCAUGUGAAGCAUAUUUUUUCAUGAGUACAUUAAGUUUAGAUGGAUUUAUCUUUUCUACACUUCAAUAAUAGCAAACAUCCAAUAAGAGUAUCCAUCCAAGCAAGGGACCAAUUUAAAACUAUAACCCUCAAGGCUGAUAAAAGGGCAAGGAACGCUGUGGCCUCCAUCACUUACUUAGGGAGCAGUUUUCUUACCGUAGAGCAAUUCUACUUAGCCUUUGCUACUAAAAGCACCCCAUGGGCACCCCCAUUUUCCUUUAAGUGACUUUCCAUUACCCUGCGCUGUAUGCAUUGCUGUGUCGUUUGCCAAAAUCAACAUGUAAUGAAUAUAUGGCAUUGUUUAUGGAGGUUCAACACGGGCACAGUGCUUUAAAGUGAGAUCAACAUUUUUAGAAACAGAAAUUACAGACUGCUGGGGAUCUGAAAUGAAUAGGAGUAAUGCCAAAUGAAUAGUAUGUGGUUUUUUCUGAGGGGGAGGGAGGGGAACAGGAAACAGUGGAAAGAAAACUGUUUAAAUAUUCCUUUCUAAGUUUGCUCCUCAGGCUCGUUCAGAGUUCUGAAGUUGCCAUCAACAAAGAUAUUUCAAGAACAAAUGUUCAACUGAUUUGUGUGUGAAUAACGGCAUCAAGAAUGCAUGGGGACACCAGCUAUCUGGACCAGAUUCUAAUGGAUGCGAAAAGUUUGGGCCAAAAAUGAUUUUGCUCCUCUUCCUUGAAGGAGAGGGCGACAGGUUCUAGUGGCUAGCGAGCUGGCCUCGAAGCCAGGAAGACCUGAGUUCAAGUCCUCCUUCUGACCCAUCCUGACUGUGUGACUCUGAGCAAGUCACCUAAUCCCUCUGGGUUCUAGGCAACUCUCUAAGACUUUAAGUUGUGGAGAAGAUGCCAACCUGCAUUGGAAGGACUUUCCACACAUUCCAGAUACCAGUGAAAUCAAAGGUCCAGUCCCCAGUCCUUGCAUCAUCUCCCAUUCAGAGGAGAAUACUAUCUGGCUGAGCUUCUAACUUGCUACUGGUCUCAAGGGAGGCAGUUAGCCAAAGGAGGAGAUUCUAUUGAGUGGCUAGCUAAGUGGCUCACAGCUGAUAAAGCAACACAUUCAUCCAAAAGGAAAAAAAAAUACAAUUGUCCUGACCUGCCCAGUUAUUUGACUUCCCAACUAAAGCAUAGUUCUUGAUUUCCUUAGCUGUACCCCUAUAGCCAGGUCCUAUAAAGUCGAUGAGAAAGUGAAAACCAGAAUGGUGGGCGAGUUUUUGAUGAGAAAAGAAAAUCAGAUUUCCCUUGAAAACCUCUCCCUCUGAUGCCAAAUUUUCAGGGGAGAUCAUGGCAUAUUACUUUUUUGGUGGAUCAGAUCUGGUGGUUGAAUUUCAGGUGCUUGAGCUGAUAUUUUUUUCUGAAACAGCUUUAUUCCAUCAGGUUGGAGGACAACAGUGCAGGGAUGUUAGCUUCCUAUCUACAGAUUGUACUCCUGCUUUAGGAGGGAGUUUUGAACCUUCGGAUGUCAUAGACCUCAUAGGCACCCUGCUGAAGCCUAUGGACCCCUUCUCAGAAUGAUUUUUUAAAAAUCAUAAUGAGGGGGCGGCUAGGUGGAGCAGUGGAUAAAGCACUGGCCCUGGAUUCAGGAGGACCUGAGUUCAAAUCCAGCCUCAGACACUUGACACUUACUAGCUGUGUGACCCUAGGCAAGUCACUUAACCCCCAUUGCCCCACGCAAAAAAAAAAAAAUCAUAAUGACAGGAAAUGUUUAAUUUCCAUUAGAGGCUAAUGACAAUAAAGAUGCAUUUUUCCCACCCAAAUCCAUGGAUCCCCUAAAAUUAACCCACACAUCCCUUGGGAAUCCAUGGUCCCCAGGUUAAGAACCCCAGAUGCCCAAGGGAGUAGAAGUGCCCAAGCCCCCGUGGUUCUCUGGGAGGUGAGGGGGGAAUCCAAAGGAAGGUGAGGGAAGGGAAAAGCCACUGCUUGUCUGUGUUGUGCUUCUGAUUCAAUUAUGAAUUAUGAACUCUGAAGAUUCUGAAUGAUCGCUAUUGUUCCCCCUUCUCCCCGUCUUUUUUCUUUAGUCUAAAUAGAAAUAUCUUUGCUUUGAAACAAAUAAUUUACCAUUCCAAUAAACCUCUUUAAGAUGCUUUCACAUUU